Drepanopeziza brunnea f. sp. 'multigermtubi' MB_m1 is the source of this 1563-nucleotide messenger RNA. RefSeq lists its product as uncharacterized. The record is from RefSeq and is a predicted model, not a curated record. Gene Ontology annotation, molecular function: heme binding; iron ion binding; oxidoreductase activity, acting on paired donors, with incorporation or reduction of molecular oxygen. Lineage: Eukaryota; Fungi; Ascomycota; Leotiomycetes; Helotiales; Drepanopezizaceae.
AUGAUUUCGGCAUUCAACUCUCCUCUGCUAUUGAGUGCUGCUGGAUUCCUCAUUAUUGUCUCUGUUGUCAGGUUCCUCUUAGCCCGCGCCAAGAAGCUUGAUCUACCCGUCGUCGUGGUCCCGGGUGCCGGUGAUCAGCGACAAGCCCUGAUUGAAGGUAGUGAAAGAUAUCCAGAUAGCCCUUUCAUCAUUCAAUCAAAAUCUCCAAUUGUCAUUCUGCCCAGAUCGGUCAUCAACGAGGUCAGGAACCUCCCGGAAGACCAGGCGUCAUUCGCGGAAGAGAUCAGGAUAUCAAUGGCGGAAGAUCAUACCGGUAUCGGGCCGUCCCAGCCAGUCACUCGAGCUAUAAAACACGAUCUUACUAGAAACCUUGCAAGCACUCUGGACGAUCUCCAAGAUGAAAUUGUGUACGGAUUCGAUCAGGAGUUUGGAGCUUGCGAAGAUUGGACCCCGAUAAGCAUCUACGGAAAGUUAACUCGUAUCGUUGCUCUCCUCAGCGGCCGCGUCUUCGUAGGUCGCCCUCUGAGUCGACAAGAGGAAUGGAUACAGACUAGUGUUGAGUACACCUACUACACAAUGCUAGCUAGGGACGCCAUCAUCGCCUAUCCAGCAUUUCUGCGAUCAAUUGUCGCUCCUUUCGUGCCUGAGCUGCAAAAGUUGAAGAAACUCAGAGUCCGAGGAUCGGAGCUCAUGAAGCCAAUUCUGGAUGCUCAGAUGGCAAAAGAGCAGAACGAGAAGAUCCAUCGCGAUGAUACAGAAGACGAGCAAGGGACCAUGAUCUCGUGGAUUCUCAAGCACACGCCCGAGAACAAGCGCCGGGAUGCAUCGGUCCUAGCGAACAAUCAGAUGGGUCUCACGUUUGCAGCAAUUCACACCACCUCGAUGGCUACGACGGCUGCUAUCUACGACUUGGCAACGUACCCUGAAUACAUCCAGCCGCUGCGAGAGGAGAUCCAGCAAGUCCUCGACGAGGACGGCUACGAUCUCGACGGCGACGGAUUCAUGAAGCUCAAGAAAUCAAGCAUACCUAAGCUGUGGAAGCUCGACAGUUUCCUCAAAGAAAGCCAACGGCUGACUCCUCCCGGACUGGUAAGUGGCAAUCGAAUCGUCACGGCCAAGGCCCUCACCCUCUCAACCGGGCACACGCUUCCCAAAGGCACCUUCAUCGGAUUCGGGACGUGGGCCAUCCAGCGAUCGACCACGUCGCCCACCUUCGACCCGGCCCAGAACCCCAGCUGGCGGCCCCUGAACGAGUUCGACGGGCUCCGCUUCUACCAUAUGCGCCAGGUCGCCGGUAACGAGAACAAGCACCAGUACGUCACGACGUCCCCGGACUCGCUCAGCUUCGGCCACGGGAGCCAUGCGUGCCCCGGCCGCUUCUUCGCCGGUAACGAGAUCAAGGUCGUUGUGAUCGAGCUGCUCCGGAGCUGGGACUUCAGGCUCAAGGGCGAUGUUGGUGGGGAGGGGGGUGUGGAGAAGAGGCCGCGAAACCGGUAUACUGGUCUUGCUUGUAUGCCUCAUACACAAGCCGAGAUGGAAUUCAGGAGAAGGACGACGAGGUAG